UUUUAUUGAGAACCGGAAGUUGUGCUUUGUCUUCUGGUUCCGUACUGAACGGUUUGUAUAAAGCUCCUCAGACUCGGCUCCUCCAGAGUGAUCUCAGUAUCAGCCCUGUCUACCUGGACCAGCAGCACCCUAUUGUCUCCUAGAGACACUAACAGUUGAGUACCUUUGGGGAAGCCCACCCCCGAGUGGCCACCAUGGGGGACGAUAGCGAGUGGAUGAAGCUUCCCAUCGACCAGAAAUGUGAACACAAGGUGUGGAAAGCCCGUCUGAAUGGUUACGAAGAAGCUCUGAAGUUGUUCCAGAGGAUAGAAGAUGAGAAGAGUCCAGAGUGGGGGAAGUACAUGGGACUGAUAAGGAAGUUUGUCACUGACUCUAAUGCUGUGGCUCAGCUUAAAGGCCUGGAGGCUGCCCUGGCCUUCGUUGAGAAUGCCCAUGUAGCUGGCAAGACGGCAGGUGAGGUGGUGUCGGGCGUGGUGACCAAAGUGUUCAACCAGCCAAAGGCCCGGGCUAAAGAGCUAGGCGCAGACAUCUGUCUAAUGUACAUGGAGAUAGAGAAGGCUGAGGUGGUUCAAGAUGAGUUGCUCAAAGGACUGGACAACAAGAACCCCAAGAUAGUGGUGGCCUGCAUCGACACACUCAGGAAGGCUCUCAGUGAGUAUGGAUCUAAGAUAGUGACGUUGAAGCCAAUAGUGAAGGUUUUAUCCAAGCAGUUUGAGUCCAGAGAGAAAGCGGUGAGAGACGAAGUCAAGCUGCUUGCUGUAGAGAUCUACAAAUGGAUCAGAGAUGCUCUGAGACCACCGCUGCAAAGUAUUAACUCUGUACAGCUGAAGGAGCUGGAGGAGGAGUGGGUGAAGCUACCUUCAUCCCCUCCCAAGCAGACCAGGUUCUUGCGCUCACAGCAGGACCUGAAGGCAAAGUUUGAACAGCACCAAGCUCAAGGAGAACAGUCCGAUGGAGAGGAUGAGGUGGAAACGGUGGCCGCAGUGGAUCCUUAUGAACUGCUGGAAGCCGUGGAGAUUCUGUCCAAGUUGCCCAAAGACUUCUAUGACAAAAUAGAAGCUAAAAAGUGGCAGGAGAGGAGAGAAGCUCUGGAGGCUGUAGAGGCUCUGACAAAGAACCCCAAACUAGAGAACGGAGACUUUGGAGACCUUGUCAGAGCUCUGAAGAAGGUUGUGGGGAAAGAUGCCAAUGUGAUGCUGGUGACGGUGGCAGCCAAAUGUCUGGCUGCCCUAGCCUCUGGUCUUAGGAAGAAGUUUGGAACGUAUGCAGGACAAGUGGUUCCAACGAUUCUGGAGAAGUUCAAGGAGAAGAAGCCUCAGGUUGUCCAGGCCCUGCAGGAGGCUAUUGACGCCAUCUUCCUCACUACCACUCUUCAGAACCUGUCGGAGGACAUCCUGGCUGUGAUGGACAACAAGAACCCCUCCAUUAAGCAGCAGGCCAGUCUGUUUCUGGCCCGCUCCUUCAGACACUGCACACAGGCCACACUGCCCAAGAGCGUCCUCAAACCCCUCUGUGCUGCUCUCACCAAGCAAGUGAAUGACUCUGCUCUAGAGGUGCGUGAUGCUGCCUUUGAAGCUUUGGGGACGGCUAUGAAAGUGGUGGGAGAGAAAGCUGUGAACCCUUUCCUGUCUGAUUUGGAUAAACUCAAACUGGAUAAGAUAAAGGAGUCUGCUGAUAAAGUGGAGCUCCCUGGAGGGAAGAAGGGUGCAGGAGGAGGAGGAGGGGAUAAGAAACCAGCAGCUAAAGCUCCUCCCCCUGCUGAAGCUCCACCCAAAUCUUCUGGCCCACCCAGGAAGCCCCAAACUGCUGCUGGCAGCAAGUCGUCAGCAGGCCCAUCUAAGAAAGGCAAACCAGCCUCUGCAGCUGGUGGAAAAACCAAGAAGACCGCCGACUGUAAAGAAUUCACAGAGACUGAACUCUCGCCUGAGGCGUGCGAGGAGCGGGCAGCAAAGGUACUUCCUGCCUCCUGUAUACAGCAGAUGGACUCGGCCAACUGGAAGGAGAGACUGGCUAGUAUGGAGGAGUUCCAGAGGGCUGUUGAGACGAUGGAUAAGACGGAGAUGCCCAGCCAGGCCUUAGUCAGGAUGUUGGCCAGGAAACCAGGCUGGAAGGAGACCAACUUCCAGGUGAUGCAGAUGAAGCUGCACGUCGUGGCUCUCAUAGCUCAGAGAGGACAGUUUUCAAAGACGUCAGCCACCGUGGUUUUGGACGGCUUGGUGGAUAAGGUCGGAGACGUCAAAUGUGGAGGAAACGCCAAAGCGGGAUUGACUGCUAUCGGAGAGGCUUGCUCACUGCCGUGGACUGCAGAACAGGUUGUAUCGAUGGCGUUUGCACAGAAGAACCCCAAAAACCAGGCAGAGGCUCUCAACUGGCUGGCUAAUGCCAUGAAGGAAUUUGGCUUUGCUGGUAUUAAUGUGAAGGGUUUCAUCAACAACGUAAAGACGGCUCUGGGAGCGACCAACCCUGCUGUCCGGACGGCUGCCAUCACCCUGCUGGGAGUCAUGUUCCUCUACAUGGGAGCUCGUCUUCGCAUGUUCUUUGAAGACGAGAAGCCUGCUCUCCUCACACAGAUAGAUGCUGAGUUUGAGAAGAUGCAAGGCCAGACUCCACAAGCUCCAAGCAGAUACACCAAGAAGUCAGCAACGGAGGAGGACGGGGAUGAAGGAGAGGAGCAGGAAGAUGAUGGAGGAGGAGAAAGAGGAGGAGGAGCACCACAGGACAUCAUGGACCUUCUGCCCAGAACAGAUAUCAGUGACAAGAUUACAUCUGAUCUGGUGUCUAAAAUCGGGGAUAAGAACUGGAAGAUCAGGAAGGAGGGUCUGGAUGAGGUUGCGUCCAUCAUCUCAGAGGCCAAGUUCAUCACAGCCACAAUCGGAGACCUGCCUCUGGCCCUGAAAGGACGACUCAGCGAUUCCAACAAGAUCCUGGUCCAGCAGACCCUGACUAUCCUGCAGCAGCUGUCGACAGCCAUGGGAUCUGGACUCAAACAGCAUGUUAAAGCACUGGGAAUCCCCGUUAUCACUGUACUGGGAGACAGCAAGUCUAAUGUAAGGGCAGCUGCCAUGAGCACUCUACAGGCCUGGGUGGAGCAGACUGGGAUGAAGGAGUGGCUGGAUGGAGAAGACAUGUCAGACGAGCUGAAAAGAGAGAAUCCUUUCCUACGACAAGAGUUGCUAGGCUGGUUAGCAGAGAAGCUGCCGACCCUGAGGACAGUACCUGGAGACCUGAUGCAGUUGGUCCCUCAACUCUACGUCUGCCUUGAGGACAGAAACGGAGAUGUGAGGAAGAAGGCUCAGGAUGCCCUGCCUACCUUCAUGAUGCACCUGGGCUAUGACAAGAUGGAAAAGGCUACUGGGAAGCUCAAAGCUAGCUCUAAGGAUCAGGUGUUAGCCUUGUUGGAGAAGGCCAGAGCAGUGAUGCCGGCUAAACCUGCUGCUCCUGCCAAAACCGGAGGGGGAAAAGGCUCUGCAGAGCCAAGCAGAGCUUCUUCAGCCUCCAGGCAGCCAGCUAGUGAGGACUCUGUUGACAAUAAACCUGAAGUUAAGAAGAUCCGAGGAGGAGGAGCAGCCGGAAAGAAGCCUCCCUCCCCUCCCGAGGAACCUGUCCCUCCCCCUCCCUCCAAGGACAAGGACAGUAAUGCUAGUAAAAAGCCCCCCGGCAAAGGGAAGGCUGCUGCUAGCAGUCAACAGGGUGCAGCUGGUAAGAAGCCUGCAGCCAAAAACCAGAAAGAUGAGGAAGAUAAGUCCGGGCCUAUCUUCGUCCUGAUCCCCAACGCUAAGGAACAGAGGAUCAAAGAGGAGAAGCAACUGAAGAUUUUGAAAUGGAACUUCAACACUCCUCGAGAUGAAUACGUGGAGCAGCUGAAAACUCAGAUGUCCAGCUGCUUUGCCAAGUGGCUGCAGGAUGAGCUCUUUCACUUUGACUUCCAGAAACAGGUCAAGGCUAUAGGAGUCAUGAUUGAGCGGUUGGAAAGUGAGAGCGAUGCCACCAUCGGCUGUCUGGACCUGAUUCUGAAGUGGUUCACCCUGCGCUUCUUUGACACCAACACCACAGUCCUGAUGAAGGUGCUGGAGUAUCUAAAGCUGCUGUUUGCCAUGCUGAACACAGAGAACUACCACCUGACUGAGUACGAGGCCAACUCCUUCGUCCCCUACAUCAUCCUCAAGGUCGGAGAGUCAAAGGAUUUGGUACGCAAAGAUGUUCGGGCCAUACUGACCAUGCUGUGUAAGGUUUACCCAGCAUCCAAGGUCUUCCCUUUCCUCAUGGAUGGAACCAAGUCCAAGAACUCCAAACAGAGAGCCGAAUGUCUGGAGGAGUUGGGUUGUUUGAUAGAGGGCUACGGGAUGAAUGUAUGUCAGCCGACUCCAGCUAAGUGUCUGAAAGAGAUUGCCGUUCACAUCGGCGACAGAGACACAUCCGUCCGCAACGCUGCCCUGAACACCAUGGUGGCUGUCUACAACGUCUGCGGGGAACAAGUCUACAAACUAAUAGGAAAUUUGUCAGAGAAAGACAUGAGCAUGCUGGAGGAGAGAAUCAAGCGUUCAGCCAAGAAGACCGCUGCAGCUCCUGCCAAGCCGAGUGCGACAGAGAGGUCCCAGAGAGAGCACCCAACUAACCCCAGUGCCACCUUCCUCCGCAAGCCUGCACAGCAGGAGGACCCCAACAAACUCAAAAUAAUGUAUCGCACGUAUAGGAUCCAAGCCCGUCAGAAUGCCCAGCACAGCGAGCCUUCCCACCCGUCCAUCCCUAAGGAGUUCCAGUUGGACCUGGACAUGAUCGAAAUGGACCAGAGCAGAGUGUGUGAGAUGCCGGACCUCGUCCAACACAAGCUGGACGAGCUGCUGGAGCCCAUCAUGAUCCCUGAACCCAAGAUGCGUUGUGUCUCUCCACACUAUGAUGACCUUCACAACAGCACGGCCUCCACCAUCAACUUUGUCAUCUCUCAGGUGGCUAGCGGAGACAUUAACAACAGCAUACAGGCACUGGCACAGAUCGACGAGGUGUUGCGGCAGGAGGACAAAGCGGAAGUCAUGUCGGGACACAUCGAUCAGUUCCUCAUUGCUACCUUCAUGCAGCUGAGGCUCAUCUAUGUCACUCACAUGGCUGAUGACCGGCUGGACAAGAGGGACAUCACCAAACUGUACAGCUGCAUCAUCGGAAACAUGCUAUCUUUGUUCUCUAUGGAGUCCCUGGCCAGAGAGGCAUCUAUGGGUGUGCUGAAGGACCUGAUGCACGGUGUAAUAACACUGAUGCUGGAUGGCAGAGUGGAGGACAUAGAAGAUGGACAGCAGGUCAUCAGAUCCGUCAACCUGCUGGUAACCAGAGUUCUGGAGAAGUCUGACCAGACCAACAUGAUCAGCGCUCUGCUGGUUCUGCUUCAGGACAGUUUAGUGACGACGGGCCCCCCCAUGUUCACUGAGCUGGUCAUGAAGUGUCUGUGGAGGACGAUCCGCUUCCUCCCAGAGACCAUCAACUACAUCAACCUGGAUCGGAUCUUACUGGACGUUCACAACUUCAUGAAGGUUUUCCCCAAAGAGAAACUCAAGCAGCUCAAGAGUGACGUCCCACACAGAACCCUCAAGACUCUGUUACACACACUCUGCAAACUCACGGGGGCCAAGAUCCUGGACCACCUGUCGAUGAUAGAGAAUCGUAAUGAGUCCGAGUUGGAGGCCCAUCUGAGGCGGGUGGUCAAACACUAUCCUGAAGGAAACCUAUCGGGACCCAAGAGUGACCGUGGCAACGAGAAGACUGGUCUGCGCACGGAGGAUCGCAUGUCCAAGGCAAAGGUCAGUGACAUUCUGACUGAGAUCUUCAAGAAGAUCGGCUCCAAGGAGAACACUAAAGAGGGUUUGACGGAGUUGUACGAGUACAAACAGAAGUACUCGGACGCAGACCUGGAGCCCUUCCUCAAAAACACGUCCCAGUUCUUCCAGAGCUACGUGGAGCGAGGCCUCCGUAUGAUCGAGUCUGAGAGAGAGGGCAAGGCUCGCAUCCAGACCUCAGCAGUGAUCCCGCAGCAUGGCGUGGACUUCAAUCUGAGCAGCAACAAUGAAGAGCUGAAACCAGCCGUUUACUACGAGAGACUCAAGAUCCUCCGACAGAGACAAGGCCUGGAAAACACCUCCAGGCAGGGCGGCGGAGGAGGAGGUGAGGACGAGCCUCAGCAGAGACCUCCCAUGUCCUCGCUGCUGUCAUCCAAGCCGUCGGUGGCCUCCUCCACCGACAUGCUCCACAGCAAGCUGUCUCAGCUCAAAGAGUCCAGAGAGCUGUACCAGCAGGAACACAACACACACUCCCAUUCCCCGACGCACACCAACACCCGCUCGGCUUCGCCCGCCGCCAACCUGGACGACCUGAAGAAACGUUUGGAGAGGAUAAAGAGCAACCGGAAGUAAGGAGCUGCCGCAUCACCUCAUCUCAUCUGUAACAGCCUGUGGAGUUCAGCUGGUAGUAGAGAAAUCCAACUCCUUUUGUGUUUUUUAUUCAUGUUCUGCUGGAUGGAAACAGACCAGCAGUCGCACACUUAAAGCUUCACCCUCUGUCUACAAACCACACCCUUCAAGUACCAACCUGACUCCACCCACUGUGCCUGUAAUUAUUAGACAUCAAACGCACCCUCAUCUGACUGGACCAACGCUGUGACUGGGAUUUUCAGCCUCUAUACACACACACACUCACACUCACACACACACACACAACGCAGAAACCAUCAGUGUUUUUAGCUUCUAUUCAAACUUCUCAGAAAGAUGUUCUAUGAAGUCCAGAGUCCACGAGUGAGCUGUGUACAGGAUCCCGUAGUCGGCUGUAAUUCAGAGUCUGGACAGUUUCAUCUGGAUAAACCAACCCCCCCCCCCCACCCAUCCAUCUGUCCCAUCCCAGCUUUCUCUUUCAUGGUGCCCCCCCCCCACCCUCCACUCUCCAAUGUAUUCUGAUGAUGAAAUGGUGAACUUCCCCUCCUCCUCCUCCUCCUCCUCUGUGUCUCAGUAUCACAGAACCAUACGUUUGUACAUAUUUAAAGGCUGUUAACCACUCAACCAUUAUGAAGUGCUUCUCAUGUGGUUUCAGGACUAAACAAAUGUCAAGAAAUGUUCUUCCUGUUUUACCAUGAUGUACCACGUCACCGCUGCUGGCUUUGGAUGGAGAGACACUGGCAGUGUGUAGAAGGGGGGGGGGCCUGGUUUUGUCUAGAAGGGGGUGAACCCUCGUAGAACCCGCGAGUUGGGGUAACUCUGGCGAGACGGUAAAGGUUAGGCAUCGAUCAUGAACAGUUCCGGUCGGGGAUAGGUCGUCGGGCAGCGAGUCCCGUUAGAGAUUUUUGCAGAUCUCGGAUAAGAUUUCGCAAAUUGCGGGUUCCCUUCUAGAGACCCUCGUCAAGAGCUCAGUUAGUAGCUGUGUAAAUGCAGCACACGACUGCCCCCGUGUGGCUGAACGCUGUCACAGCAUCAGUUAGUAGUUCUCAGCUGAGGUCCUGUUUGCACUGGGAGCUUCUAAUGAUGAAGUUCACAUUUGCAGUUGGCAUCAGUGAAGUAAAUGCGUUGUUUGGUGGCGAGGCUGAUAGCACCGUGCAAACAGAGCUUGAAGCUGCAGCACUCCAGUGUCUGAUUUCUAUCAAUUUCAGACACUUUUUGCUGCCACAAAACAACUUGAACUGCAUUUCCACAGUGGCAUCAGGCCCUCGGUCUGAUGGGGUUUAGACUGAUGAGGCUGUAUCCUGGUGGUGAAGGAACCAGGUGUUGGUUGGGUGCAAAGGGAGUCUCUCCAGUUUUAAUUUCUAGUAAGCGUUCGUUUAAAGUCAGCUGUUUUCAUCCUCCUCAUAUUUUAAAAGGAUUUUUCCUCCCAGCCGAACUCUAAAUGCUCAGCUGUAGUGUUCGGCUGCGAUUAAAACCUGCAGACUUCCUGUUAGAGUUAAAAUAUGACUGCUUUUCUUCUGGAGAAAGCGGCCCACAGCUCUAAAGAGAGCUGAGCUGCUGGAUUCAGGAGGACCGAGCAGAGCUGUAUACUGGUGUGUUUGGCUGUAAAUACUGUAUUUAAUGUCCUCCGCUAACACCUCCCACACUUCAGUUCUUUAACAGCAGCCACUCCGUUGUGUUUGUAGGCUUAAAAAAAUAUGGCAUGUUUGUUUUAAUAAAUAAAGUUUGCAUUAACAAAACUGCAGUGUAAUUAAGUCAUUGUUUUUAUGAUGAUGAUGAAGAUGAUGAUGAAGAUGGCCUUGUCAGUCAAAGAAAGAAACAAAUAACAUUGUUUUUGUAUUUAAUUUGAAUGUCAGUACUAGUCUUACAACAGGCUCGUUGGAGACGAACUGUGCCUCGCCUGGACAGUAGACGAGAUCAGGCAGCAGCAGCAGCGGGGGUGGGGGGGGCGGUGACUAAAAGCUGCGGUCAAGUCGGACAGUUUCAAUCAGCCUUCACAGAAUUUACAGGAAGUCACAGGAAUAGUUACCGCCCCCUGCUCAGAGCAAGUCGGGAUCAAGUCGGACACAAAUGUAACCGGCGUCGUCGGUGAUUGAUUCUGCGCUGGCCUGGCUCGUCUCCAACGAGCCUAUCGUUGCUCUCCUUGUAUAAUCCAUAGUGGAAAAUGGCAAUAAAGUCUUGUUUCUUUUUUUUAACAAUCCA
Molecule: messenger RNA, 8615 nt
Organism: Sebastes umbrosus (honeycomb rockfish)
Lineage: Eukaryota; Metazoa; Chordata; Actinopteri; Perciformes; Sebastidae
Gene: ckap5
Product: cytoskeleton associated protein 5
Exons: 45
Coding region: 195-6398 (2067 amino acids)
Biological process (GO): centrosome duplication; mitotic spindle organization; establishment or maintenance of microtubule cytoskeleton polarity
Cellular component (GO): spindle pole; centrosome; microtubule plus-end
Molecular function (GO): microtubule plus-end binding; microtubule plus end polymerase activity
Source: RefSeq, a predicted model, not a curated record